Messenger RNA from Marchantia polymorpha subsp. ruderalis, 3767 nucleotides. NCBI's taxonomy places the organism in Eukaryota, Viridiplantae, Streptophyta, Marchantiopsida, Marchantiales, Marchantiaceae. The record is from the annotation of a GenBank genome assembly.
UACGUUCUUCCUUAGACGGAGAGGUGUGGUCGAGGUCAGGACAAGCAGAGGGAAAGUUCGAACCACAGAUGGCAGUCUCUCAAUUGCAGAGGAUAGUUUGGAGUUGAACGGAGAAUUCGAUACCAGUAACAGUUCGCAAAUUCGGAGUGGGGGAGAGGGAGAGGGGCGCCGAGUACGUCGAACAUUUAGCGGGAGCUUGCACUGAAGUGAUAACUCAAGAAUAUUUGGCCCAAAUUCGACCUCUACCGCUGGGAGGAGGGGACGGGGAAGUGGUAGUGACAAUGGCGCCAUCGAGAGAUGGCAGGCGAGAAACACACGACUAUGUGCCGUCGUCACCAUCUGAAAUUCAGUAUCACUCACACCGGGGUGCAUCUCACAAAUCCGAGCGUGAUCGCCGUGAACACCACACGUCAAAGCACAAACGAGAAAGUGAUCGAGGAGAUCAUCAUUCUCCCAGCCGGAGCUUAGAACGCGGUGAGAGGUCAGACAGGAAAAGGUCAAGACGAAGCAGGAGUCGUUCGAUCGAUAGGAGUAGCCGUGACAAGGACAGAAAAGUUUCUCACAGGAGUCGAAGUCGAGAAAGGGAUAGGAAAGACAGGCGCAGUUUUCCUAGAAACAGAAGUCGGAGCCGUAGCAAUGAUAGUAAAGAUGGUCAUAGAAGCAGGAGCCGGAGUCGUGAUAGGAGGAAUUCUCACAGAAGCCGAAGUCGUAGUGGAGAUCGAAGUCACAGGAGUCACAGCCGUGACAAGAAGGAAUUGAAAGGAAAAGAUGGAGAAGAUGGCGACUUAAAGUAUGCGAAGGCGGAAGAGCGGAUGGAGGAAGUCAUCGAUAAAAGAAGAGAGAGGGAAAGGGAUGCUGGAUUUGAGGCGGAAAGGAUUGUGGAGAGGUCCAAGGUGGACAAUGACAUGGAAGAGGAGGGAGAAAUCCACGAGGAAGUGAAGGUUGAGGCUCACUUGGAAAAGCAAAGUGAAGACGGUCUAAGCCCUCAGAUGGGGGAAGCCAAAAAACUUGAGCCCCUCUCUUUGGAAGAAAUUUUGAAAAAGAAAAAGGAGGAGGCACUGCAACAAGCUAAGCCCGUGUUUCUAACCAAGGCUCAAAGGGCGGAACUUGCCAUCAAGCGUCGCCAGGAAGAAGUUUUGGAGCAGCGGAAAAGGGAACAAGAGCAGCGGAAGCUCCUGAGUAUGCCGUCAGAGUCUUCACGGAAAGAGCACGAUGGUGACCGAGAUCGCUCACGUCAAAGAGAUCGAGAGCGAGAGCAUGAAAGAGAGCGGGAUCGUGAACGUAGAGAGCGGGAACGUGAACGAGAAGAGGAGGCGAAAAGAGAGCGUGUAGAGAAGCAGAUGACCAGAGAGAGGGAAAAGGAACUAGAAGCCAUCAAGGAGCAGUAUCUCGGUGCCAAGAAGCUGAAGAAGCGCGUCGUCAAGCCAAGUGAAAAAUUUCGCUUCUCUUUUGAUUGGGAGAACACUGAAGACACUUCACGUGAUAUGAAUCCCAUCUACCAAAACCCUCAUGAAGCACAACUUCUGUUUGGACGUGGUUUCCGGGCGGGAAUGGAUCGCAGGGAGCAAAAGAAGCUAGCAGCAAAAAAUGAGAAGGACUUGCGAGCGGAGAUUCGGGCCAAAGACGGAGUUGAGGAAAGGCCGGAGGAGGCCGAAGCUCAAAAGCAGAAAGAGGAAGCAGCCAACGUUUAUGAUACGUUUGACAUGCGUGUAGAUCGGCACUGGUCUGAGAAGAAGAUUGAAGAAAUGACCGAAAGAGAUUGGCGUAUUUUCCGGGAAGAUUUCAACAUAUCUUACAAGGGAUCUAGGAUUCCCCGACCAAUGCGAAACUGGGAAGAGGGAAGCUUGAGUCCAGAGCUGCUGAAAGCGGUGGCUAAGGCAGGUUAUAAAAAACCUUCUCCAAUUCAGAUGGCCGCAAUCCCAAUAGGGCUUCAGCAAAGAGACGUUAUUGGAAUAGCAGAGACAGGUUCUGGAAAAACUGCAGCCUUUGUCUUGCCUAUGCUUACUUACAUUUCAAAGCUGCCUCCUAUGACCGAAGAGAUCGAAGCGGAAGGUCCUUACGCUGUAGUCAUGGCUCCUACACGAGAGCUAGCACAACAAAUUGAGGAAGAAACGGUCAAGUUUGCACAUUAUCUUGACAUACGAGUGGUAUCCAUUGUUGGAGGUCAGUCGAUCGAGGAGCAAGGUUUCAAAUUACGGCAGGGUUGUGAGAUUGUCAUAGCCACACCUGGUCGACUUCUGGAUUGUCUGGAGAGAAGAUAUGCUGUGUUGAACCAGUGUAAUUAUGUUGUUCUUGACGAGGCUGAUCGCAUGAUCGACAUGGGUUUUGAGCCGCAAGUUGUCGGAGUCUUGGAUGCAAUGCCAUCUAGCAACUUGAAACCAGAUAACGAAGAUGCGGAGCUUGAUGAGAAGAGAAUAUACCGAACAACAUAUAUGUUCAGCGCUACUAUGCCUCCCGCCGUUGAACGGUUGGCUCGCAAAUAUUUACGAAACCCCGUCGUGGUGACUAUCGGAACUGCCGGAAAGGCAACAGAUCUGAUUACUCAGCAUGUUAUGAUGCUGAAAGAUGGAGAGAAACUGGACAGGUUGCAGCGUGUUCUCAAUGACAUGGGAGACAAGACAGCAAUUAUUUUUGUGAACACAAAGAAAUCUGCUGAUUCAUUGUCGAGGCAGCUUGAUAGGUUAGGCUACCGAGUGACCACACUGCAUGGUGGGAAAACCCAGGAGCAGCGAGAGAUAAGUCUGGAGGGCUUCAGAAAUAAACGUUACAACUGUCUGGUUGCAACCGAUGUUGCUGGACGUGGUAUCGAUAUACCUGAUGUGGCGCAUGUGUUGAACUUUGACAUGCCCAACAAUAUUGAACAGUAUACUCAUCGAAUUGGUCGUACGGGUCGUGCUGGAAAAACCGGAAUAGCCACGACGUUCUUGACACUUGGAGACACGGAAGUGUUCUAUGACUUGAAACAGAUGCUUAUGCAGAGCAACAGUCCUAUUCCCCCUGAAUUAUCAAGACAUGAAGCUUCCAAGUUCAAACCAGGUUCGGUUCGCCAUCUUUGAUGAUCAAUUUUGACGAUCAUUUUUGGUGAGCUUUCUGGAUAUGGCUGUGAUAUUUCGUAAGUUUCUGUGAGUAAUUCAAAUUUUUUCUUUUCGGGACUGGCUAUUUAUGCAAUCAGUUUGAUUUUCACAUGACAGUUUGCUAUUAGCUUAAUGAUGCUUUGAGCCGCUUAAGUCGGCAAUUUUGAAUCCAGUUUCAUAUUAUCCUGAACUUGUCUCGCUUGCCCAAAAAAGUCCUAUGCUGAAAACGAAGGUCCACGUUGUCAUCUAGACAAUUGCGUUUCUCGUGACGUUUAUGUUUUAGCGGUGUUAUCGUGGUCCAAGGACAACUAAGCUCCAUCCUUGUUUACAGGCACCGUACCUGAUCGGCCUCCUAGAAGAAACGAUACCGUGUAUGCUCAUUGAUUGUAAUAUAGAAAAACCUACACGAAGUACUCGGCAAAUGUCGUACCACAGUGGCAAGCAUGUGAUUGUAUACUAUAAACAAAACGGAGUGUUUGUUUUCUCUCUUUUGGGCCCUGUUGAGCAUAGUUCGACUUGAGUUCUAGCCAACAUAGCUUUAUGAUAAGUACACGUCGGACACUGAGCAAGGACUAUUGCUUUUCCAGAAUUAGUUGGGCCUAGAGGUACACUCCUGCAUUGUGAAAUUGUGACCUGUAAUGAUUUCAAGGAAGUAUGUUUCUGAGCUGAACGGGGAGCUACGUUUAAUAUUCG